AUGGCUUCAUUUAUCAUGAAACAAAUGAUGGGUUCUCAGUUAGAUAAAGUUAAAGAAUUAGCCGGCGGCGACGGAGAGAAAAAGGAUGGUGGUAAUGGUAGUGGCGGUGGUGGUGGUGAUGACGAAGAAGAUCCAGAGGUUACUGAAGCUCGACGUGAAGCAGACGAAAAACGGAAUGCAAAAUAUGCAAAAAUGGAACGACAACGAGAAGAAGUUCGACAAAACAUUCGAGAAAAAAAAAAAGAAGAAUCAGUUCCACCACCAUGUGAAGGGCGUUUAACAGCUGAUAAAAAGGGACCAAUUCCUUUACCGGAUGAUGAUGAUAGUUUUGAUCCAAUUAAAAUGGCUACAGAUGCAUUAAAUACUAUCACUGAAAAAUUACCAUUUAAAUUGCCUUGGAAAUGA
Messenger RNA from Rotaria sp. Silwood2, 405 nucleotides. NCBI's taxonomy places the organism in Eukaryota, Metazoa, Rotifera, Eurotatoria, Philodinida, Philodinidae. The record is from the annotation of a GenBank genome assembly.